Molecule: messenger RNA, 4146 nt
Organism: Musca domestica (house fly)
Lineage: Eukaryota; Metazoa; Arthropoda; Insecta; Diptera; Muscidae
Gene: rec
Product: DNA replication licensing factor REC
Exons: 5
Coding region: 173-2755 (860 amino acids)
Cellular component (GO): nucleus; MCM complex
Molecular function (GO): single-stranded DNA helicase activity; single-stranded DNA binding; ATP binding
Source: RefSeq, a predicted model, not a curated record
GGUCAUUAUGCAUCACACCGAUUCGUAAACUUUUGGUGUUGUCUCCUCCUUCAUUCGCACAGAAAGCAAUUAAAGAGCUUUCGUUGGUUUCGGUCGAAAGCUCUUUGUGUUCCUUCCUCCGUUUGAUUGGCGGCAGUUUUGAUUAAUCUUAUUUAUUUUCAAUACUUAUAGAAUGAAUGCCCCAGCUGGUUCUGGUGGAGCUCCUCGUUUUGGUGGUCGUGGCAGAGGAUAUCGAGGUGCUGGCGGCGGAUAUAGGCCUUACUUCUUUUUCAAAAGGAAUGGACGCACUAUACCAGCUUGUGGACGAGGGACUACCGGAGUUAGUCGCGGACGUGGUAGAGGUCGCGGUGCCCCUAUUCCAGCUCCAGCACUCAAUACACAAAAUCCAAUCAGCAGUAGCUUCCUACGACCUCAUUUCUAUGCUGCUCCAGAAGAUUCCGAACAAAAUGUCACCUCCAUGGCUAUUGACACGCCGGCGGCAUGUGCCGGAUGGCGUUUAUACUUCUAUGGAGAGUCGUACGAUGAUAACAGUGAAUUGGCUGGGCGUCUUAGAAUCCUAGAAACGCAUUUUAAUGGAGCCACUUAUGACCUUCUAGCCAUACAACAACAGGGCUAUUUUAUGGUCACUGCCAAUGUUUUACUACAAGACGAGGAAUUGCGUCGUCAGUGGCCUACCCUCAUGGAAGAUAUGAUGUAUCGGCCAAGGAGAACCUUAGCAACGUUGGCACUGGCAAUGCAUUCUUCAGCUACAUUGGCAGCAUUGGAGGCUUCUCUCAGUCAACAGGAAUGUACAAAGAAAUAUUAUGUUCCCAAAGUUAUAAAACCUCGCAAGGUUUAUGCCCGUCCCAUGGGUUUUAUGGAAGAGCGGCCAAUGAAUGUGGUAGGAAAAUUAGAAAUAGAUCAGCUGUAUUGUGUAAGAGGUAUUGUGACAUCAAUAGGACCAGUAGAUGCCUCCGUUACAUGGUUAGCAUAUAGAUGUGGUCGGUGCAAACAAGAACAGGCUAUAAAGCAAAGUGGUCCCUAUAUCACUCGUCCCUAUUCCUGUAAAAGAGAAGGCUGUCUGGCCAAAGCUGGGUUUAUCGAAGUAAGAUCAUCACCGUUUACGCGUAUUACCCCACGACAAAUGAUUCGCCUUACAGAGUCAGGCUUAGAUAUAGGUUCAACAACUGAUAUUCAAACUAAACCUUGUCUGAGCAUUGAACUACGACAUGACUUAGUCGACACCAUUUAUUUGGGCCAAGAAAUUGUGGUAACUGGUAUACUGCGGGUACGCCCCUUACAGGAACAAAAUGCGUUUGAUAAGUAUUCUGCCUUUGGUAAUCAAAUGGAGGUGUAUAUGAAAGCUACUACAAUAGUCGAUGGCAAAACUGUUAAAUAUAAAUUCUUAGAAGAAGACAUUGAAGCAAUUACGACGAUCAAUAGCGAAACGGAUACUUUUAAGAUCUUAGUACAUUCUUUGGCACCGGAAGUACAUGGACAUGAAAUGGCAAAGGCUGGAGUUCUUUUGUCCCUUUUUGGAGGAUCGGGUUCUCAGGAACAUGAUGAAGAGGAAAUCAAUGUCUUGCUAGUUGGAGAUCCUGGGGUUGGUAAAUCAAAUAUUGUUGAUAUGUGUUCCAAAAUAUCACAAAAAGGAUCCAUCGUUCAGGCGAAACGUGGACCAUUUGCCAAUACUAAAAAACUUACCGUUAACGUUAAGGGACGUACCAACUAUAUCAUGGAAUGUGGAGAACUUUUGGCUGCUAGAAAUGGCCACUGCUCCGUUGAUGAUAUUGAUCGGCUAACUCCUCAAAUGGAGUCGUUUAUGAAUAUCCUUCAAGCACAGACGACAAGCUUGACAUUUCCCGCGUUAUUUUCUACAUUUUUUACUCCCACGUCUGUCAUUGCCUCGGCAAAUUCUAUGCGUGGUCAUUAUGACCAGUCCAAGACAUUGACGGAAAAUAUACGCAUUGCACAACAUUUGCUAAGUGAAUUUCAUUUAGUUUUCGUGUUGUUGGAUAAACCCAACAAGGAUAUGGACACGUCCCUGUCGGAGCACAUUAAAGCUGUACAUGCUGGUUCGAAAAAGAAUACAGCAAUUGCCAAUAGAUUCGAACUUAAAUCAAACAGCUCUAUGAAUAUGACCAUUGAUGGAGAUGGCAAUGAGGACGAAUAUGAUUUGUCUAACAAAUUAAAAUUGAAACCAGAGGAAGAAGUGGAUAUGAAUUUACUGCCAAUUACACUAAUGAAGAAGUUCAUUGUUUAUUCCCGCCAACAGGUCAAACCUCUCUUUGUGGACAGUGCCAGUGAAGAGUUAAAGAAAUUCUACAUGGAAUUACGGGAGCAGUCUGAGGGUUCUCAGUUUUCCGUUUCUACAGGUCAUUUAGCUGGUCUUAUACGUUUGUGUCAGGCUCGGGCCCGCAUAGAUUUUUCAAGCGAAGUCACACCGCUACACGUUCGUGAUGUUGUCUGCAUUGUCAAGCAGAGCAAUAACGAUAUGGCAUUGGGAGAUUAUAUUGACACAAAUCCAACCACAGCGGUAAUGUCAAAGACCAGUCAAAGAGGCAACGGAACCCAGGCAAACGUACGAAAAUUCCAUCAAAUUUUACAGAUGCGUUCGGGUGCUGUGUCAAGACGAAUUUUCGAAUUUGAUGAACUGAAAGAUAUGGCCAGACGUGUUGGCAUUUCGUGUGGUGUUACAAACAUAGUCGAUAUUUUAAAUAUACAAGGGAUUCUAUUGAAGAAAGGACCCAAUAUGUAUGAAUUUAUGUCAGAUUGAGUACGAGAUUCCCACAUACAAUUGAUAUUUACUUGAAAAUAAGUAUAUUUAAUUUUAAUUAAUUUAGUUUUUCUUUUAUCGUGGUAUAAAAAUAAAGUUGUUGAAAUAUUUCCAUAUUAAGUUUAAUGCUUAUAUUUUGCAGCACCAUGGAUGGAACUACGUCAAAUCGGAUGCAAUUUUGUAUGUCUUCUAGUACUAGUGUUACAUAUAAACAACAAUAAAUAUAAUAAGAUUUUUCACGUCGUGUGGGUCCACGGUCGGAAACGAACUGAAGAAAAACCCCUUUCAAACAUGUAAUUUAUAUUGAAGUUAGUUAUAUAUCUCUUACCAGCAAAGCAAAAUAGGAAAACACAUUUAAUUUCUUUUUGAAGAAUACAAUUUAUUUUAAAUUUCGUUUUCUGGUUUCGCAUUACCUGUUAUUUAUUUCUUUUUGUAAGUAUCAUCAAUGUAAAGUAUGUUUAAAAUGUACCUAAAACUUAAUUUUAAAAAUAUCCAUUAGUAUAUAGAUUUUUGUAUCGUAGUAUGUAGGGUUUACGAGCUAUGGUGUUGUAUUUCUGUUUUCAUGUAAACACUUUUUUGUGUCGGUGUUUUUCUUUUUAAUAAUAUUUUUUAUUCUGAUAAACUUUGUUCAUUAUAUACUUCUUUAUAUAUUUUAGUCGAGGCUUUAUUUAAUUAGUAACUAUGGUAUUUAAAUACUUUCAAGGGUUUUUUCCAUUACGAUUUGUGGCGUUAAAUAUAAAAACGUUGUUGUCGUUUCUUUUCAAGAUAUUUUUGCGAUAGAAGUUUUUUACGAUAUUUACAAUUUGGUUGUUUUGUGGUGUUUUUGUUUUUAUUUUUUCGUUUCAAAAAUGACGUGCAAAUUUAAUGUAUUGAGUUUUAUAUCAAUUCUUCGUCUAAUUGUGUAUACCGCCUUAAAUAAAAUUAACUAAAGCAUUUGCAACAUAAACAAUUUCCCUACUGGCAAUUUCAAAAAUUUCAAUUUCCACUAAUUGAUUUGAGAAAAAAGAAAUUCGGUUUGAUUAUUUUUUUUGUUUUUUAAUUUUUUGCUAAAAAAGGCAAGUGUUACAUUUGUUACUUAAUCAAAUUAGGCAUAACUAAUUAAUAAAUAUAUUUAAAAAAUAUACAUAUGCUACAUAUACAAUAAUCAGUCAUUAAAUAAAUAUUUUUGUAUAAAUUUUGGUUUAAAAUAUUUGUUCUAGAAAAAUAAUUAUAAGGAAAAAACGAAGUUUGUUAACAAACAUCCAUGACAAUACUUAGUACGGACCAUAUUAGUUACUUUUUAGGCAAUUUUAUAUAAAAUAAUAAUUUUUGUGGGACUCAUAUCAUUGAAUAGGCCAUUGGCAAUUUUGAGCACUUUUUCAAGGCCAAGGAACAAUUUAGACUCCUUGUUG